AUGGCGUCUCUGGCUGCAUGCGCGUACUCGUCUCUUGGACCGGCCGCGAGGGUUUGCAUGGCACCGCGGCAGCGGCCGGCCUCCCCCUUCCUCCUGCUAGCCGCCCCUGCGCGCGUACAUCUCCCGCCGGCCGACCGAACGGCGCCACGUUCCCUGUCGACGUCGCUGUCCGUAGUGCGCCCGCGCGUGCACCGCUGCGAUUCUGAUCCCGAGCGCGCCAGCGACGAUGCCGGCGUCGGCUUGCCUUCGCGCGAUCCGACCGUCGAUGUCGAGUGCCACUACCAUGUGGCGGCCAUGGACCUCAGCGACGACACCGACGCCGGCUUGGUCCUGGGCGGCCCGGCCGUCGUGGAGCCCCACGAGCUCGCGGCCAACCAAGACCAGGACGAGCCCCGCUAUGUGACGGAGACGGACCUCUUGGAUGACCUCGAGGACGACGAAGUCGUGUAUCCCUUGGGGCUGAACGGCAGGGAGCUCCGCGAGUUAAGAGACACGGACUUCAGCCGGGACGCGAUCGACGAGCGGUUCCGGCGCGAGUCCAAGGAGGCCAAGGCCGCCGUGAUUGGCGCCGUCACCGGCGUGGUCCGUCCACUCCGGGAACUCCUCGACGACGUGCGGCGCUUCAAGAGCGUCGUCGACACCCAAGAGUUCCACAUCGGCAUGCCCUUCGGCGCCAUCAUGACGUGCAUGGGGUUGUACGAACUGUGGAAGCUUAGCCCCUCCACGUGCAUCGAGGUCGCCAUGUACUACGCCUUCUACAAGCUCAGCGCCAUCGCGGCCGACGUCCGGCGGCGUGGCUUCUCUCCCGACUGGAUAAUCAGGAUCAAACUCGGUAUAAUUAUUGCGGUGCUUGUCAAAGAUCUUGGCAAAGCCAUUGUCCCCCUUGAUUAUGUCAGGUGUGUGAUCUUCUUCAUCUACAGUCUUUCGGUGGCAUUUGACGUGCAGGGUGUGAAGAAAUUUUACGCAAAAAUGUUACUUCCUGUGAUCUUCCACAUGGCAAAACAUCCGAUGGAAACGGAACCACAGUGGAAACGAGUCAAACCGACAGGACAGGUCAAGGUUUCUAAAUAUUCACAAAACAAUGUACUAUGUUGGGAAGAUGAUGUUUCAUAA
This is a messenger RNA of Triticum dicoccoides, 1113 nucleotides long. RefSeq lists its product as uncharacterized. The transcript has 3 exons. Lineage: Eukaryota; Viridiplantae; Streptophyta; Magnoliopsida; Poales; Poaceae. The coding region runs from base 1 to 1113 and encodes 370 amino acids. The record is from RefSeq and is a predicted model, not a curated record.